Parascedosporium putredinis is the source of this 918-nucleotide messenger RNA. The record is from the annotation of a GenBank genome assembly. NCBI's taxonomy places the organism in Eukaryota, Fungi, Ascomycota, Sordariomycetes, Microascales, Microascaceae.
AUGGUAAAAGGUCGCCGCAUCUCCAAAGACCCCAAUAACCACAGGUGGGUCAAGGACGAAACCACCUUUGGCCAGCGCAUCCUUCGCUCAUGGCUGGACGCCCGGCGCCCUCCUCGGCGCGGCCGAUGCGCCUCAUGCCUCCUCCACGGCGCCGCCAACUCUUCAUACAUCCGGGUUCUGCUGAAGGAGGACGCGGGCGGACUCGGCUACCGACCGGGUGGCGUCAGCGGCGAAAACGACAUCGCCGGCAUCGAUGAGGUCAAGGACAUCUUUGCCAGGCUGAACGGCAAAGUGGAGACCGAGGAGGAGAAGCGCGAAAGGGAGAGGAGGAAGGCCAUGGUAUAUUUGGGGCAGAAAAUCGGCGGCAUCACUUUUGUGCGGGGCGGCUUCCUCGUCCAAGACGGCCUAGAUUUGAUCGAGACCUCGUCCCCGAAUCCUGCAGACGCGACGCAAACCACCGGCGACCAGACCAUGGCGAGCAUCGGAAAAAGGAAAGCCGAAGAGGAGUCCUCCGAAGGUUCGGAUCGGGACGUCCCCCGAAAGAAGCGAAGGAAAGAUGACGAGUCCCGGGCGGAGAAGAAGCGCCGCAAAGAGGAGAAGAAGAGGCGCAGGGAUGCCCAGACAUCGGAUGGCGAGGAAAGCGCCCAACCCGCGACCGUAAGAUCACAGCCGGGUUCCGAGACCGACUCUGUAUCUGUACCAACCCCUACGCCCAUGGUGGUGGACUCGUCCACCUCCGGUACGCCCACCGAAUCCGGUACAUCGACGCCGACUACCCUGUCCAAGGGCCGUCACAUCCACCAUGCCCGCCGUGUGGCUGCCAAACGGGCUGCUAUGCUUGACGCGGCUGCUCUGAAGCAGAAGUCCGAUGAUACCGGUGAUCGAAUUGACGAGAAACGGAGUACGUUCCAAAAGUAG